AUGAUAGUAGAGAAUGUUAAAAAAAACAAAUUCUCUUUCUCUCGAAAGAGCGAAUCUGAAUAAUAAUGCAAGCUAGAAUAGUUCAAGAAUAAACUCUAAGGUAAGCUAUUUUUGUAUGUCUAGGGGAUGUACUCCAGUUUCUCAAGAAUACUAAGUAAGAUGAUUAAUCAUUAUAAUCAUUUUUGUAAAGGAUGGGAAUAAAUUUGGAAGUCGAUGAAGAGAAGUAUAUUUUGGAUAUAAAAGAAUACCACAAUAACUAUAUAGAAGGAGAUAUUUUAGGAGAAGGUUGUAUAGGAUUAGUGAAGAGUGUGAAAAGAAAGAGUGAUAAUUUUGAAUUCGCUUGUAAAACAGUGAAAACUGAUUCAGAAGAGAUUGUAAAGAAGGUAAAAGUUCAGAUUAAAUCGAAAGAUGAUAUUGGAGUUUAAAAAUCUUAAGAGAUUGAAUCAUCCCCAUAUAGUAUCUAUGAAAGAGAUCUAUAUCUAAUGGAAUGAAGGAUUCCAAUCCACUGGAAUGGUAUGCGUAAUUAUGGAGAAAAUUGAUGGGAGAGAAAUGUUUGAGGUUAUUUAAUAAUAAAAACAAUAUAGUGGUAUUAUUUUAACUAAGAAAGAGACCAUUGCUCGUGUACUAUUCAUCUAGAUCUUAGAAGCCAUCAAAUAUAUGCAUGAAAACUAUUGUUGUCAUCGAGAUUUAAAGCCAAACAACAUCUUAUGUGCACACGAUGGCAAAUCCAUAAAAAUAACUGAUUUUAAUGUAAGUACUUUAUAAAAACGUAGGUGUCAAAAUUUAAUGAUAGUUAUAAAGAGUUCGGGGAUCUUAAUUAACAUGGGAAAAUUGAAAUGUGGACAUACACUGGAACCGUUGCAUUCUCAGCACCUGAGAUCUUUUCAGGGAACCUUUAUAAGUAACUAAAUUUAUGUAAUUAGUGAAUAAGUUGAUCUAUGGAGUGCAGGUGUCAUAUUAUUUGUUAUGCUAAGUGGAGAAUUACCCUUUAAUUCUGAAUAUCUCAAUGAUCUAAUUGAGUAGAUUAGAUAGUGUAAAUAUGAAUUUGCUGGAAUCAUUUGGGAUUAAAUCUCUGAAUCUGCUAAAGAUCUGAUUACUAAUCUUUUACAAUUGGAUCCGGACAAAAGAUUUACUCCAGAAUAGGCUCUAAAUCAUCCUUGGAUCACGCAUGAAUAAAGCAAUUCAGAUAUUCCAAGAUAUUAAUUGCAAAUCAAUAUGCCUCGCAUUUUGAGAGUUAAAAAUAUUAAUCAAGAAUCAAAGAUCAAAUAAAUAUGCUAUUUAUUUGGAGCUGGAGAUAUUUGGAAGAGACAUUCUCUAGGUUAAGACACUAAUCUAGAUUUAUAUGACAAUUUGAAAAAAUAUAGAUCCAUUGACAUUUCUGAUAGUUGGAAAAAUGCUGAAAUCAAAGUGACAAAAGAUCAAAGCAAAAAGGGUGUUUAUACUAUAGAUUAUCCCUUUAGCGAUUCUGAUUGA
Paramecium octaurelia is the source of this 1473-nucleotide messenger RNA. The record is from the annotation of a GenBank genome assembly. NCBI's taxonomy places the organism in Eukaryota, Ciliophora, Oligohymenophorea, Peniculida, Parameciidae.